Molecule: messenger RNA, 1065 nt
Organism: Chaetomium strumarium
Lineage: Eukaryota; Fungi; Ascomycota; Sordariomycetes; Sordariales; Chaetomiaceae
Exons: 1
Coding region: 1-1065 (354 amino acids)
Source: RefSeq, a predicted model, not a curated record
AUGUCACCGCUGCAGCCGCUGCCAGCCUUUUUGCAGUUACCUGCCGAUAUCGUUCUUUACCUCUCUCGCGAACACUUGCCGCCGGCUUUAGCCGUAGCCUUGUCGCUGACAUGCAAGGCUCUCUUUAACCUCAUCUUUCCGAGGGCAAGAUUUGGCCUCGACAUGAAUGCAGUGGAGCGCCAGGAUUUACAGCUACUACUCGAGAAGGACCUAGGACACACUUGGUGGUGCUGCCACUACUACUCCCUUCUACAUCCUAUUUCCACUCGAGGACCAACUGGUGGCACUCGCCAUAGCUAUUCGUGGAUGGUCGGCUGGUACCCCAGCCACCCUUACCACAAUAGACGUUGGCUCGAAGGAAGUAGCUUUAGCAUCGACUACCAGAGCGUCCGCCUUGCCAUGAACCGUUAUUUCUUCGGCCCCUCGAAAGGCUUGCCUUUAGAGAGCUUUAGCGUUGAAGCUAGCUCAACUACCCUGGUCCCCUGGCAAGGAAAAUGGCUGCCUUGGGAAGAAAGAUGGUCCGCCCGGAUUGUACAAGACGAGCUAUUUCUCUCGGCUACCCGGACCCUAAGUGGCGCUGGCUGGACUGAUGACUCGCUGAGAGCCGCAAUCGACCACGAAGAGCGCCAUAUCUGCGGUCACAUCAGGACAUCGGGCCCGGCCUUCUGCUCUCCCAACCCUUCCUUCCGUCCCUCUCCCACGUGGUCGGACUUCUGUUAUAUUCGUGCCCUCCUCCGUCCCACCUCCCCUUCUGUGGAUAUCUUUACACCAUGUCAUGACCUGAUCCAGUCAUGCCGUCGAUGUCUCACGGAUUUCGCGAUUACGGUGGAGCAGAGGCUGGAGGAUGUAAAAGAGGGUUGUGUAGAGGAGCAGCCUGCGGCAUUUUGGUUCAUUAGCGUCACUUCCUAUCAGCGAUUGGGAAGUGGCCGAUCGCCCAUGGAUCCAAAAUGGGAGGCUUUUGGGAACGCGAUGACCGUCUCCGCCCAUCGCACGCAGCGAGACAUGUCGGCGUAUCCUCCAGGCGCAGUCAAGGCCAUGUGGGAAUCUCACGAGCCGCGGUAUUGA